AUGGAGUGUCUGGCACUGUGGAAGGAAGCUUCGGAGAACUACCUGUACGUAAGAUUGCUGGAUGUUGACGACGACGAAACAUAUCGAUGUCUGAAAUACCAGCACCAUGGUAAUGACGUGACGCUGUCUAUGAGUGUCGACGCAACCUGCCGAGGUCUCAAGAGUGCCGUGGAUGGUCCCUUCCUCAUGAAGUUCGUCAAAGCUGAUCUUUCGCUAAACAAAUCCAACCGUUGCCAUUUUCCUAAUUGGAUAAAGAAUACAACAUGGCGAGAUAUGGCUGGCCGGUUCAAAAUAUUAGCUAACGAAUCGGAGAACAGUUUGGUAGAACGUCAUCGCCGACCUAGCCAACCAAAAGACGACGUACACGCUGUACACAAGUGUAGGAGCAUUUUAUCAAAUUUCACAAAUGAGGCCAACGAACGAAUCCUCAUAUACCAUGUCCUCACUAUUCACAACUGCGUAUCACGGAGCACAUGCCUUCAAAUAAGGACAACCUCUUACAAUAUCAUGACUGUCUCCCAAGGUUACAUUUAUGGUGGAAAUGAUGAAGAGGACGACGAAGAUGACAACGACCAGGUGAAUGUCAAUGAAGUGAACAGGAAAUCCACAACAUCUGGAAAAGUGAGUUGUCCUCUACCAGGCAACCAUCACACGGCACCGGUCGGAACCUGCAUGUACAGGUUGAACGUUGGUUGCAACCAGGAAUCCACCAUACUCAUCGAACCAAGUUGCUCCACUGAUAGAAGGGAUGAUAACUUGGAAUGUCUUGCCACCUGGUCCAACAAACUGACCGUGUCUCAUUACGUAAUGGUCAGACAUAACAGAACAGGGGUCAUCAGUUGCUACAGUUUCAGGCGGGAGAACAACAUAGAAAUGUUUGGCUACGAUCCCAACUGCAUAUACAACAAAAUCAACAACAACAAUAACAGAGAUGGUUCUAUAAAUAAUAACGCUCACCACAACACCAUUUAUCAAAUUAAUAAACAAACAACGAACAACAACAACAAACUUUCAGUUCAUCGACCGCACCAACAGUCAAACAACCACUCGAGGCGAAAAUUUCCAACUAACAACAGCCAACUCAACCAGCAACAAAAUCUCAUAUCAACCAGACGUUUCGAUACUGUGGUUACGACAACGACGACAUCUCACAAACAUCUUCUGGACGUCAGUUCAUCCUUUGAAGACACGAACAUCAAGAAAAACUUUGUCAUCCCAGGCGGCAACGAUGAUGACGACUACGACGACGAUGACGAAUACAAUGAUAAGGACGAUGAGUACGAUGACGACGACGACAACGAUGAUGAAGACAGUGGAAUGACACCCGGUGGCAAGAAAAGAGGAACAGACCACAGCAACAACAAACCAAACAGGAACAAGCAUCUAAACACAAACAGCAACAACAACAAGCAUUCCACCAAAUAUACUAACAACCACAGAUUCGACACGCACCAAGAAGACCCACUAAAUCCAGAUCUUUGGCAAAACCCUAAAAAAGGUGUAUUGAGGUCGUACAACCCAACAGUCACAACAACGCCAACAACAACGACGACACAAUUGCACUUGUGGAGGCGAGUGACUAACAUGCACCAGCAACCACACCAUCAGAAACCAACUUCUAUCUACAAACACUUCAACAAAGUUGCUCAGCAGACCAACAAGCAUGGACGUGUUGCAAUUAUUGAUGGCAACACUCUAAAACACUCUUCAGCAUUGUCGUCAUCGUCGUCGUCGUCAUCUAUGUCAUUGUCAUGGUGGUUACACUUCAUCGUUGUUCACCUGGCGAUAUCAUUAACAAGUCCGUCGUAUUUGUUCGACAUUAUCAUUUCAAACAUUACAAAAUUCUCAACAUUUAUGUCAACAGAAGAGCAAAAAAAACGUUUUAAAUAUCAUAUCAGUAAGAAAGUUUUGUUGAAAAUACUUUGCAAAAUUUGGAAGCCUCUUUUUAUAGAAAGAUUGCACGCUCGACAACAAUAUGACAACAGUUUAUUAGCUGACACCAAGGUUAGUAGCCGCAACCACAAAUUCAACCAAUUUGGAAGUUUCAAUGGAAGUAACCGCAACACCACCCAUGCCACCACCGACAACAGAAGGGACAACAACAACAUCGAUCUUCAAUACUGUCACAAAUAUGAAUCCAACAUCAAUGCAAUCGUUAAUGAGUCUGUCAAUAGAAUUGACAUUGUUAAUGUGAAAAAUGAAAAUAAUUCUCUGAACAGCAGGAAAAUAACAGCAGACAUUGAUAACAGCGAAACAACUCACACGCACAUCUCUAACCAGCAACUUCUUCCAACCUAUCAUUUGUACUGCCAACUCAACCCAACAGUCAAAAACCCAUCAGACACCAGUCACACAGCACACGUUCAGUUAUCCAAGCAUCUUCUCAGUGACGAACUUUCUCCGUUGGGUUUGAAUGUCUCGUAA
Molecule: messenger RNA, 2424 nt
Organism: Helobdella robusta
Lineage: Eukaryota; Metazoa; Annelida; Clitellata; Rhynchobdellida; Glossiphoniidae
Exons: 10
Coding region: 1-2424 (807 amino acids)
Source: RefSeq, a predicted model, not a curated record